Gekko japonicus is the source of this 2005-nucleotide messenger RNA. It is a transcript of the gene AMDHD2, whose product is annotated as amidohydrolase domain containing 2. The transcript has 11 exons. Gene Ontology annotation, biological process: N-acetylglucosamine catabolic process. Lineage: Eukaryota; Metazoa; Chordata; Lepidosauria; Squamata; Gekkonidae. The record is from RefSeq and is a predicted model, not a curated record. Gene Ontology annotation, molecular function: N-acetylglucosamine-6-phosphate deacetylase activity.
CCAGGCUGGCAGAACCAAAGGCAGGCAGGCGUUGGGCGCCCUGGGAGAAAGAAGCCGCUGCCGCAAGCGGGGGACUCCCCCGGAGAGCUUCCUUUCACACAGUUUUUGCCCCAUCACCUUCAGGGACCGAUGAUGCCAUCCAACAAAUUGGACUCAGUUGCUCCAGUCUUCCAGUUUACCAACUGCUGGAUUUUGAAGAACCACAAACUGCAGAGGGAGGACCUGUGGGUGAGAGAAGGGCAGAUCCUGAACCCCGAGAAGCUCUUCUUUGAUGAGAAGAGACCGGCAGACGUCCAGCUCGACUGCAAGGGGAGCAUCAUUGCGCCCGGCUUCAUCGAUGCGCAGAUCAAUGGAGCUUUUGGAGUGGAUUUCUCUGUGGCCACGGACAACGUGGGAGCAGGCAUCUCGCUGGUCAGCCAGAAGAUCCUGUCCCAUGGGGUGACCUCUUUUUGCCCCACCUUGGUGAGCUCCCCCUCGUCUGUAUACCACAAGGUUCUGCCCCAGAUCUGCGUAAAAAACGGAGGGCUUGACGGUGCUGGAGUCCUGGGGGUCCACCUGGAGGGUCCGUUCAUCAGCAAGGAGAAGAGAGGGGCUCAUCCUGUGCAGUGCCUUCGCACCUUUGAAAGGGAACCCUUCCAGGACCUGCUUGCUACCUACGGCUCCCUGGAGGGCGUCUGCAUCGUCACCCUGGCGCCAGAGCUAAAGGGGAGCGGCGAAGUGAUCCAGGAACUGACCAAGCGGGGCAUCUGUGUGUCACUAGGUCACUCCAUGGCCAAUUUGUCUCAGGCUGAAGAAGCUGUUCGGCGAGGGGCGACCUUCAUCACUCACCUCUUCAACGCCAUGCUACCUUUCCACCAUCGAGAUCCUGGGAUUGUGGGGCUUCUCACAAGUGACCAAAUCCCCCCAGCCCGGCAGGUUUUCUAUGGCAUGAUAUCAGACGGGAUCCACACCAACCCUGCUGCUCUGCGGAUCGCACAUCGGGCCCACCCCAAAGGGCUGGUCUUGGUCACGGACGCCAUUGCUGGGAUGGGUCUUGCUCCAGGCAGACACACGCUGGGCCAGCAGGUGGUUGAGAUGGAUGGGCUCAACUCUUACAUUGCAGGUGAAAAAUGCAAUUAAAAAACCCCUUCGGGGGGCUUAAAAAAAAAAAGGCGAGCUGUCUGUCCCCUACUGAUUAGCCACCUGGGUUCUUCUUUCUUGACAGGGUGCUCAGUGGAGACGGCUCUAGAGGCUGCUUCUCUCCAUCCCGCUCAGCUGCUGGGAAUCGAGGACAGGAAGGGCACCUUGGACUAUGACUCCGAUGCAGAUUUCUUGCUGCUGGAUGACCGUCUCCACAUCAGAGCUACCUACAUUGCCGGCCAGCAGGUCUGGAGGCACGACGCCUUCGUUCUCUGAAGAGACCAGAGCAGGGAGGAGAACAAGCAGCAGAAGAUGGACCCUGUCCAAUGGGGGGCACCUCCCAGACAAAGGCUGUUCCUCUCUGUCUCGCUCCUCACUGCGGGGAGCUGUCUAGGAAUGAACUGAGCCACCCAGGGCAGUCCUGACAUCUGGCCUGGGACAACUUUGCUAAGAACUCUUAUGAUUGAUUCGCCCUGGCCUUAGCAGGCUUGGGGUAGCCGCCUGCUCUGCUAUGCACGGGACAGCGAUUGAAACGGACACGCUCCCAUUCACCGUGGGAGGGCAGAGACCUGGGCCAGCCUUGCAGACAGAGCAACGGAACGAGCAAGCCUGCCACCACAGGGAGACGGGCCAUUUUCCACCCUCAGUGCCUGCCUCUCCCUGUUACCAUUGUUCAAUGUUAAAACGGCGCAUUGCCAACCAUUAAAGCCAGUCUAGGGCAUGCUGUGUGGGGGUCUAAUUCUAGGGAGACGGGACUUUAGCAGGUGCUUUUUCCCCUGGCCUUAAAGCCGCUUCUCUCCUUCUCCACCUCACACUUCCCCACCCUUUGUCACCAAGCCCUGAUGCCUCGCCAAGGGAUCACCGACUCACCUCCUUCUGCAGCGCC